This is a messenger RNA of Somion occarium, 676 nucleotides long. NCBI's taxonomy places the organism in Eukaryota, Fungi, Basidiomycota, Agaricomycetes, Polyporales, Cerrenaceae. The record is from the annotation of a GenBank genome assembly.
UGUUGUUACAGGUUUCUAUAUCGGCGCUUCCAACAGGGUAUCGAUCCAUUUUAUCUAAUGUUACACAUCGUCCUGUAUGGCCAUCACUUUGCUUCAACGAAAGCCCUGAACAGCACAAGUCCUUCACCAGAAGCUUGCAGUUGCACCGGAGUUCCUGCACCAAUGAACAGUACCUCACCAGUGAUCACAUUCAACGUCUUGUCGGCAUAUCUCACAGUCCCACUUCCCUCUGUUACAAUAGCUAAGCUGGGACCGUCGAUUGCCCCAUGUGUCUCGCUCUCACUCGGAGACAAGUUCAACCCCAAGACGGAGAAUUCUGGGAUGGCGGAUUGGUAUGUCAGUCCAGAGAUGAGGUUAGGGAUGUCGCGAAGUUUGGGCGUUAGACCUGCGCGGAUAACAUUGUCCGACGUUGCCAUGCACUCGAUGAUGUCUAGCCAAGGACCAGAAGUUAUGUUACUCUCCGUGACGCCACAGGAAAGAUGGGUAUAUGCUUACCGCCAGAGACGUAUGCAUGAGGCUCACCGGCGGCAAGGAAAAUUGCAUCACCGGGGUUCAUAGACACGUAGUUUAGGACGAAUGCACAGAAUACACCGAUAUCGCCAGGAAAUUGACUAUUCAAUCUCAAGAUGAGAUCCUUGACGGGCUUCUCCACCUCCUGUUCCGACCCUAGUUCAUA